ACGUAGGUACCUUACAAACUAAACUCUGUUUUGAAGACCACUUACUCAUUUAUAUCAAUAUCAUGUUUUAACGAACAACGAUACACAAAUACAAAGAAAUUUUUCAAACUCAAGCUCAUAUCUCAUAAUAUGCCCGCAACACUUACACAGCCUCAAACAUUUAAACAUAUACCUACCGUACCGGCAAAGUAAAUAUAAAAGAAUUCCCUAUAUCUCCUGCCUGAGUUUGAGGUAUAUUUCAGGUCUAACAAGUUCCAGAUGGUAGCGUGGCCCGUAUUUGCAAAGGGAUGCGCGCGCGCAAUUUAGUCUUUUUAGUUCGGUUCGGUGUUGAUGUUGUAUAUUGUAGGUACCUAAACGUUUAGAAGUUUUGAAUGCUUAAACCACGGAUUGGACGCGUGCGUAUAAAUUUUAGCAAUCAUAGUUAUAAUGCUUAUUUUUAGUUAAAAAACAAAGAACACAUCUGGUUAGAAUACGGCUCAAUCGUUUUAAGAGACGUAGAAUAGGGUGCAAUCGAAGUCGUUUUUAUCGUUCGAAAGGGCAGCUGCCGGUAUUUUUGUUUCCCCGUACUAGUUUGGUUAUUCCCCUUGGAAAGUGUGUGUACAAAAAAGGCAGAUGUGAAUGCCGAUACAGAGUGAAAUAGAAAUUUAAAAAAUUCUGUUUGUAGUUUAAAAAUAUUUUUAUAUUUAAAUUUAGUUUAGUGAAUAAUUCAAGUGAAGUUAUAAAGUGAGUUAAGUCCCUCUCCCCCUUGAAAAAAGCAAACCAUGAAAUAUCUUAAAGUGUGCAACAUCCUUCGGGUGUUAUUCCUUUCCCUGACUUUGUUUAUUCCUUCAAUUUUAUCAUCACCUUCAAACGGGUUUCAUGAAGGCCAUCACCAUGCCCCGACAAGCAGUAGCAGCAGUAAUCCUUCUUCUCUGUCAUCAGCGAUGCAUUAUGAUGAUUGGCGUAGGAUAGAAUCCAUGGACUCAAAUGGAUUAUACCUCUUGGAAUGGUGGAUAAGAGCAAAGGAUAUAUACUUUCGUGUUACUGUAAAUACCCAGGGGUUUAUUGGAUUGGGUUUUUCACGAAAAUCCAUACGAAUGUCUGGCUCAGAUUUGGUACUACUUUGGGUUGAUGAUCGAACUGGCAAACCAAAUGUUUUGGACUGUCAUGGACCACAGACAGGAAAUGGUGUUCCAAUUCAGGACGAUACACAAAAUUACAUUGUUGUAGAUGGAUUCCAAAAUGCUACUCAUACUCAAGUAGAGUUUUUUAGACAAAUUGAAACUUGUGAUCCGUAUGAUCUGCCUCUUGGACCGGAUACAAUAAAAGUUCUAUGGUCAUUUGGUGACAAGGAUCCAAUACAUGGCAAUCUUAAAGGACAUGGAACAAAUAGAGGAAUGAAACCUUUGCAUUUGUUGGCGCCAAUGUUCAAGAAACCAAUCAAUCGAAAUGAAUUCACAAAAUGGGAUGUUACGGUUCAAAAUGUAACAAUCGAUGCUAAUAUGGACACAUUAUACUGGUGCAAAAUCAUCGGAGCACCCAUGCUUCAGGAAAAACAUCACAUUAUUGGAUACGAAGCUCUACUGACAAGAGAAAGUUCAACGGACCAACCACUGGUUCAUCAUAUGACGCUUUUUGAGUGUUCUACUAAAUCAUACCCUGGUUCAGACCCAGCAUCGUGGGAUGUGUGGGUUAAAAGUAGCGGUGCUGUGUGCAACAGCAAUUUACUAACGCCUCGUGACUGGGAUUCAUGCAUUACUCCAGUUGCUGUUUGGUCUAUAGGAUCAACUGGUCAAUUUUUACCACAACAUGUUGGUAUACCCAUUGGUGGAAGGACUGGCCCAAAGUACUAUAUGCUUGAAAUUCACUAUGAUAAUCCCAAUGCUCAUCGAGUUGUCGACCAUUCAGGAUUUAGGAUUCAUUACACGAAUCAUUUGAGAAAGCAUGAUGGUGGAAUUAUGAUAUCAGGUGUUUCAAUUUCUGACACUCAAUUAAUUCCACCAGGACAAAAACUCUAUCGUAAUAUUGGAAUUUGUGGACCAUCUUGUUCGAAUAUUAUGUUUCCAGAAGAAGGUAUUAAAAUUAUAUCUGGAACAUUACACUCUCAUCGAGCGGGCCGUAAGAUGACUCUACGUCAUGUACGAAAUGGCAAAGAGCUGGAACGCAUUAUUGAGGAUGACAAUUAUGAUUAUAAUUACCAGCAGGUGCGUCAACUGGAAAAUGAAACUGUUGUUUUGCCGGGUGAUUACAUAAUAACGGAUUGUGCAUACGAGACAACAAAUAGAAAACGGCCAACAUUUGGAGGUUAUUCUACCAAACAAGAGAUGUGCUUGUCCUUUAUAACAUAUUAUCCCAAAAUUGAUUUAGCCGGUUGUUACAGCAUGACACCAGUCCGAGAAUUCUUUGAGACAUUUGGCGUUUAUCAAUUCUAUUCGUUGAAUAUGACGGAUGUUGAAAAUCUUUUCUUAUACAAUGGAAAUAUCCUCGACCUAUUACCAAAUACCAUAUUCCCGAAAACUCCAAGAAACAACCGUACCAAAGGAUCUACAACGUAUGCUGAUGAAGAGGAUUUGCUCUAUGAAGAAUCCUUGUUGAAUAAGUUAAUUAUUUCGGAUCCGGUUGAAUUUCAUGAUAGAACAUUUCUUUCACAUCUAAAUCAGUUGCCAUGGUCAGAACCACUAUUUACAAAGCGUGUAGAACAAAGUAUGAUAUCCGGCAAACACAUGACGUUUUGUCGAGUAUCUAAUGAAUCAAUAUCCAUUCCAUCUGAAAUUAUACGAUACCCAAAUUUUACGACAUUCGUAAAGCAGCCAAGUUUGUGUCCGUAUCAUAUGCUUAUGGAGAGUGCUCCAAUGAACUCAUUGUCUCCACCAUCCAUUUGUUGUGUGUUUGGUUGCAAAUUGCCAGUUGUAGCCUUACUGAUGUAUUAUAUGAUGCUGCUAUGGAUCUAAGGACAUAAGUCACGGCAGUUAUUUUAAUAAUAAUAAUUGAGUAAUAUAAUUUAUUUCUAUUUAUUUCAAAAUGUAUCUACAUAUUAAUUUAAGAGAAUACGAUUUGUACAUAGACAUUUAAUGCUUACAGAGAAAAAUGUUGAGUCAUAUUUUAAGAAAUAUUUAAACUUUUAAGUGCUAAGUAGUUUGUAGACUUUUUAAG
Molecule: messenger RNA, 3132 nt
Organism: Episyrphus balteatus (marmalade hoverfly)
Lineage: Eukaryota; Metazoa; Arthropoda; Insecta; Diptera; Syrphidae
Product: MOXD1 homolog 1
Exons: 12
Coding region: 762-2930 (722 amino acids)
Biological process (GO): dopamine catabolic process; octopamine biosynthetic process; norepinephrine biosynthetic process
Cellular component (GO): secretory granule membrane
Molecular function (GO): dopamine beta-monooxygenase activity; copper ion binding
Source: RefSeq, a predicted model, not a curated record